CGAAAAUACAAAAUUUUACCUAUAAAUAAGGAGAGUCGUCUUGUAGUUUGGAAUUUUCUCCACCAACUACAACUACAACUCUGCAAGCCUCUCCCUCUCAUCUUCCCUAACCUACCAAAAUCCGGUAGUAAUAUGCUACACCACGGAGCCGCCGCCAUGGAGGCCGCCGGGGUACCAGCCGCUGACGUGGCCGGUGGAAGGAAGAGAGAGAGACCAUACAAAGGGAUAAGGAUGAGAAAAUGGGGAAAAUGGGUGGCCGAGAUUCGAGAGCCCAACAAACGUUCAAGGCUAUGGCUCGGCUCUUACUCUACUCCUGAGGCGGCGGCACGUGCAUACGACACGGCGGUUUUCUACCUGAGAGGACCUUCCGCUACGCUCAAUUUUCCGGACCUUUUGCCGAGCAUAGAGAAAUCCGCGGCCGAGGAUAUGUCGGCGGCGGCGAUUAGGAGGAAGGCCACGGAGGUCGGAGCUCAGGUGGAUGCGUUUGGGAUGGCGGUGAUGAACAGCAAACGCCGCCGCGUUUUUAGUCAAAAAGGUGACUAUGUUGGCGGGUUAUUGGAGCAGGUUGACUUGAACAAGCUACCUGACCCGGAAAACCAGGAUAACGAUUUGGUGGGAAAAAAGACUAUUUGAGAAAAUUAUAUUUGAAAGAAGUCUUACGACGGUGGGUGUUGCUAUCGUACGCGGUGAGCCGGGGGGCAAUGUUUCGUCGUUACCAUUAAAAUUUCAUCCCCAAGUGAAAUUCUGUAUAUUAUUUCUUGAUAUAGUGAUUGAUAUGACUUUUCUGGUAUUACGUAUCGAUUGUUUGAUAAACACUAAAGUACCAAUUCAACGAAUGUAUUAUAAUCUAUUUAUGUCACAAUCACAUAACGCUAUUAAAAAGUUAUUUAGUUCAUC
Eruca vesicaria subsp. sativa (arugula) is the source of this 897-nucleotide messenger RNA. Lineage: Eukaryota; Viridiplantae; Streptophyta; Magnoliopsida; Brassicales; Brassicaceae. The record is from the annotation of a GenBank genome assembly.